AUGUCAAAUCCACAACAAGCAAAGCAAAAAUCCCCCUCGGCCCUUACCCCGAAAGCCCAUUCCCCAAGACCCAACCUCAAGCCUCUCACGCCUACUGGCGGACCCGCCGGCAACCGUCGCUCCAGUAACGAGAGGGAUGAGAUCCACCAUCCCGUGGACCCCACAGUCCUCGCCGAAGCUGUAUCAAAGCUCGACAUGAUCCGUUCGGCGCCUCCGCCCAUGUCGGCUGUACCGUCUCCCUCAGCGAGUGCUGCUACAAGUCGGCCGGGAUCGCCUAGAUUGUACCCCAACUCGGGCCAGGCGACGCCUACAUUCGGGCCCAUUGGGUCCGGGGCGAUCACCCCCGGUACGAUUGAGCGGGCUCUCAGUAAUGAGGGCAAGCAGAGCGUCCCCGGUACGCCCCAUUUCGGCGCCCAAACUGAGUUGCUGAGAACACUGGACGAGACUACAAGGGUGAUCAGGCAGAGCUCCAAAGCUCCGUCUCGUGCACCCAGUGUGUCGGGGAUUGGUACUGUUGUGGAAAAGCCAGACUACUCGGAAGCCAAGAUUGUCGUCGCCAUGGUCGGCCUCCCCGCCCGAGGCAAAUCCUACCUCUCCAACCGUCUCAUGCGUUACCUCCGCUGGCUGGAAUACAACGUUGAAGUCUUCAACGUCGGCCAACUACGUCGCUCCAAAGCCCGAACCUCUCUAGAAGAGGGCAAAGGCAAAGUCGACCAUUCUGCAACCUACUUUUCGCACGACGAUGCGGCUGCGCUGAAGAGGAGAGAGAAUUUGGCUGAAGAGUCCCUGGAGUCUCUCAUCAGGUGGCUGAAGGCUGAAGGCAAUGUCGGCAUUAUGGAUGCGACGAACAGUACGGUGGAUAGGAGGCAGUGGAUCAAGCAGAGGGUCGACAAGGAGCCGGGACUGCAAGUGCUCUACCUCGAAUCGUUCUGCGACGACCCCGUCGUCAUCGCUGCGAAUGUUGCCCUCAAGGUGCAGUCGGGUGAUCCCGACUACAAGCACAUGUCGAGAGAAGAUGCCGAAAAGGAUUUCAGGAAGCGAAUCGCUCAGUACGAGGCGGUAUAUCAAACCAUCACCGAGCCGGAUAUCUCUUUCUGCCGUAUCUUGAAUGUCGGGCAGCGUUGCUCCAUCAACAGGAUGGAAGGGUAUCUGCAAAGUCGAAUUGCAUUCUAUCUGAUGAACUUGCAUCUCAAGCCGAGAAGCAUCUACCUCUCCCGGCAUGGUGAAAGCAUGUACAAUGUCGACGGCCAGAUCGGUGGAGACUCUGACCUCUCGCCGCGAGGCUGGGACUAUGCUCGAGCCCUACCCGCGCUGAUCAAAGAUAACAUUGGAGAGAAUGCGCAGCUUGAAGUGUGGACGUCUACGCUCCAGCGAACGCAACAGACGGCGUCGUUCCUUCCGUUCGAGAAGAAGACAUGGAAAUCGCUGGACGAGCUCGAUGCUGGUGUCUGUGAUGGCAUGACUUACGAGGAGAUUGAGGAGAAAUACCCUGAAGACUACGAAAGCCGAGAUGAGGACAAGUUCAACUAUCGAUACCGAGGUGGUGAAUCUUACCGAGACGUCGUGGUCCGUCUCGAGCCCGUCAUCAUGGAGCUCGAGCGCCAGGACAGCAUCUUGAUUGUUGCCCAUCAGGCUAUCCUCCGUUGUCUGUAUGCCUACUUCCAAUCCAAAUCUCAGCAAGAACUCCCAUACAUCAACAUCCCCCUCCAUACCCUCAUCAAAAUCACUCCCAUGGCCUAUGGCUGUCACGAAGAACGGUACCCACUUCCCAUCCAAGCUGUCGACACCCACCGCCCUCGGCCGACCAAGGGAGGCAAGACUCCGGGUGGCCAUGUCGUCCCCGACUUUAAUCCCGGCGCGGGCGUGGCUAGGGACUAUUAUGGAGACAAGAAGCAAGGCGUGGGCAUGGGUCUGAAGGCCGAGGCGUUGAGUCAGGCUUUGGAGAAUGAGGUGGAAGCGGGAAGUUUGACGCCUACUGCUGCGGGUGGGGCAGACAUACAGCACGAGUAA
Messenger RNA from Cryptococcus wingfieldii CBS 7118, 2010 nucleotides. RefSeq names its product 6-phosphofructo-2-kinase/fructose-2,6-bisphosphatase. Gene Ontology annotation, biological process: fructose metabolic process; fructose 2,6-bisphosphate metabolic process. Gene Ontology annotation, cellular component: cytosol. NCBI's taxonomy places the organism in Eukaryota, Fungi, Basidiomycota, Tremellomycetes, Tremellales, Cryptococcaceae. The coding region runs from base 1 to 2010 and encodes 669 amino acids. The transcript has 6 exons. The record is from RefSeq and is a predicted model, not a curated record. Gene Ontology annotation, molecular function: ATP binding; fructose-2,6-bisphosphate 2-phosphatase activity; 6-phosphofructo-2-kinase activity.